AAGGCAAAUGUGUACCCACUGAAACCGGUCAUGCUGGAGGCCUCAAUUUUCUCUAAUAUAUAUAACUCCUUGUACGCUGGCCAUGGGCCUCUCUCUGGUUACUUUGACCCCAAAUGUGUUCCUACCGGUCGCCCGGUUGCGGAUUUGCAUGAUCUCAACUGGUUUGAUUACUACUAUAGUCCAGCAAUAUGUCCUUACGGCUGGGAAACAGCAACGACACUUGGAUCAACCGUAUUUGGGUACAGCGCGAAAGCGGACCUUGGCCCUGAGACCACAGCAGUCGCAUGCUGCCCAAGUGACUACACGUACAGUCAGUAUGGCCACGCUUGUAUGUCCUCCGGCACUCGAGACCAAGUAAUCCAAUACAUAUUGCCCGCCACCCAAGACGGCACCGUAUACCCCGGGUCCGUAUCCUUCUCUACACUGCCAUCGGAUACCUGGUUUCGUGCCAACGGCAUACAAGCAUGGCGGCAGAGUACGGACAACGCAGUGUUAGAUGCUGCUGCUGCUCAGUCCUCCACCAUAAUACGUACCACGCCAUCGUCAACACCAGCAUCGACACCGGCCACAACGACUCCUUCCUCACCUUCACCACCAAGCUCGCAGUCUUCCAUACCGGACUCGGGUAUUGCGCGAAGUACUAAGCUGGGCCUUGCUGUUGGCCUACCGGUCGCGGCGCUUGUGGCGAUCCUUAUUGCGAUUCUGUUGAUCUAUCGCCGGAGGAGAACUAGGUCCGCUGAACUGGCCGACACUCAGUAUGCACCACAAGUACAGGAGAAGCCGCCUGCUCAGCAGUAUGCAUCAUACGAGAUUGCGGGAGCAGAAGUAGUACAUGAGCUAGGCAGCGAACAGUAUCAUGAGCUACCACCAAAUCAUCAGGUGACCAGUGUUCGCUCAUAA
Molecule: messenger RNA, 900 nt
Organism: Periconia digitata
Lineage: Eukaryota; Fungi; Ascomycota; Dothideomycetes; Pleosporales; Periconiaceae
Source: the annotation of a GenBank genome assembly